GCCCUGUUGGUGGAACCUCCCGCGGGUGUGAGAGGGGCGUGGCCUCUGGCCAGUUGCCCUUCAGGGCCCGACACUGUCCUGGGCAGUGUGGUCAGUGGCUCUCCCGCCUCUUGAGCGCUGGGGACUCGGUGACAGGGCUGGGCGCCCUCAGAUGACUUGGGGGUUCAGCGCAGCCCCCCUCGCCCCUAUCCUGUGACCCCCUGGAGAUCAGACCAUGGGCAGCGGGAGCGGCCUGGGCGCCCCUCCCAGCAGAGGCGGGCAGGGCUGGAAACAGGGGACCUCGGUCAGGGCGGGAGGAUGGGGCGCCGGCCCCCCAGCGCCUCCAGCCUGGGCCGCCUCUGCACUCGCACCGCCCGAGGCCCGACAGGCCCUCUGCGCCGCCCCCGCCCCGUCCCGCCCCGCCCCGCGCCGGUAUAAGGCGCCCGCCCGCCCGGCCUCCCCGGCUCCAGCCCCGACGCGCUCCGCACCGUCCCCAUGGCCCGGCCGGUGACGCUGGCGGCCGCCGCCCUGGCGUGGUGCCUGCUGCUGGCGCCCCCCGGCCUCGCCUGGUACAAGCAGGUGGCGGGGCCCUCCUACUCGGUGGGCCGCGCCGCGGGGCUGCUGUCCGGCCUCCGGGGGUCCCCGUACGCGCGGCGCUCCCAGACCCCUGUCGGCGCGCGACCCCAGGGCCGGGCUGCGGCCUUCCCAGAGCUGCGCUCCAGCCCGCGGAGCCCCGCCAUUUGCAUCAAGGACGUCACCCCGAACCUGCGGAGCUGCGAACGCGUCCCCGACGGCGGCGCCACCUUCCAGUGCCGAGCGGACGUCUCCCUGUCGCUCCGCGCCGCCGACUGUGGCCGCGCCUGAGCCCAGCGCGGGGACCCCCAGACCCCCCGGAGAUGGCCCCCGGCUCCGCCCGCCCAUAGUAGGCGGUGAAGUGAAUAAAUGACCAGCC
Messenger RNA from Myotis daubentonii (Daubenton's bat), 931 nucleotides. It is a transcript of the gene NPB, whose product is annotated as neuropeptide B. Lineage: Eukaryota; Metazoa; Chordata; Mammalia; Chiroptera; Vespertilionidae. Gene Ontology annotation, molecular function: G protein-coupled receptor binding. Gene Ontology annotation, biological process: G protein-coupled receptor signaling pathway; feeding behavior. The record is from RefSeq and is a predicted model, not a curated record.